GUCAGGUAGGCCUAAGCCAAGCAGGCCUGGCCUACUUUUGUACUAGCCUAGUUUCACAUUCAUUCAGAGCAUCGGUCACUCAGCCAGCGGGCCCUUCCGAUGGCCUUUAGGCCUAAAUAUUUCCAUAAUUCGAUCCCCAUCAUUCAGUCAGUGUCAGAGCCCAAUCUUUGCAGUUAUGAACAGGCCUAGGCCUAGAUCUAGUUAGGUAAGCCCCUAGUUGCAUUGUUUCAGUUUCAGCCGGCUUCUUUGUUGUGGCUUCUUCACCUUCAGUUCAGUCUUCACUUUCACGUGCACUGUGACUCGACUGCGGCUGCGGUCUGAAACAGACGUCGUUGUUAUGCUCAUAUGGCGCCUUUGCCAAAUGCUCGUCGUACUUUAGGCCAUUUGUAGCCUAACUAGAUCUAGAUCUAGCCACAAUCUAGACCUAGAUCGAGAUGUAAAAGUAGGCGGGCGAGGCGAUUAGAAGGCUACGGCGAGGCUGCCAAGCAAGGGUGUGUUUUACUACAACUUGAACUCCCUGAAGGCAUUUGUCAUGUCUACAUCAGACACAAAAUCUGAGAACUGCUCAACAGGAGAGGGUGAUAACAUGACAGUCUUGCCAGACAAGCAGCCUUGUCAUAGCUGUAACUGCGACGAAGUCUGUGAGCCCAAGGAUGACUCUUUGUUUGAGGAUUCGUGUAGUGAGGCCACAGAGUCUCUCUUCAGCAGCAAAGACAAUUCAUGUCUGAAUGACUCAAUGACUCUGCUGGACUUACCGUGGGAGCAAGUCUUGUCCUAUCAUAUAUUGCCAUAUCUCAGUGUUCCUGACCUUUUCCGACUUCGUGCAGUGAGUCCAGCUUGCCUGGAGCUGGUGCAGCUGCACUUCAGUUAUUCUCAUGUUGUGAACACUAGCCCAUUCAAGGAUAAUUUUUCUCCUAAAGCAUUUGAGAUCAUGACCCGAGACUGUCAAAGCCUUAGAGUUUUGUCUGUGAGGGGAGCAAAGUCCUGGAUGACGAAUGGUCUCCUGUUGAAAGUGAUAAUAUCCAAUCCUAGACUGGAGAAAAUAGACCUAACUGGAUGCAUAGCCCUUUCUGGGGCCAGUAUGUACUGUAUUGGGGUGAAUUGCAGCCAUCUGAAACAUCUGGCUUUGAGAGACUGUGUGUGGUUGACAUUGGACAAUUUCUUAUCGUUUCUGUGCAAUCGUAGAGAUAUUGAAUUUCUGGACAUGUCGGGCUGCUGGAAUGUCAAUGAUGAUCUCGUUGUGAAUUUAGUAAAGACUUCUCCAAGAGCACAAUGUCUUUCUUUCAGUCUGAAGCACCUGCUGAUGAGCAAUUUGUAUGGUUUAACAGACAGGGCGGUUGUGGCUGUGGCACACAGCUGUCCCAACUUGAUUCAGCUGAACCUCAAGGGGUGUUGGAGAAUUACUAACCAGUCAAUUCACUUGCUGUCUCAGUUCUGCCCUAAGCUGAGGUUCCUCCAAGUCAUGGAGUGCGGAUCUGUCACAGAGGACAGCCUCAAGUCCCUCCGUUCUCGUGGCGUGAGGAUUGACCGGCUGCCCCCGCCCUCCUCCAGUUUGGCCAGGCUGGAGCCUCUUCACAGAAACAACCCUCACAGGUUAAACUUAGUACUGUGAUAUGAAUUACCACCUGUACUUAACCCUAUUAGAGCUGGGAUAAAAUGUUUAGUGGUACUGAGAUUGUGGGCUAAAAUUUCAACCUGUAAUAAUUAUGACGUAAUACUUUAAAUCAAUUUAUGGCAGGCUUUUUAAAAGUUUGAUACCCCAAUAACCCUAUAUUUUCUGAAAGAGGACGGCAAGGCUGUUUCUUACACAAGAAUUCAAGGCAUGAGAUAAAGUGUGUGGGAUAAUCAUGGGGUUCAAAGAAAGGGAAAGACAAUAUGGAACUUGUGAAAAAUCAAGUACUAUUGUUCAUAAGUGACCAAAUGUCACAAAAACCUCUAUUAAGCACAUAUUUAUGUUAUGGAGCACAGUGGAAUCCGGCGUUCAUCAUUGGUACCAAAUUACACUUAUUUAUUUUUCUUGAACAUGGUAAAAAAAAACCAUUGAUCUAUCUUUCAUAGAUAGGGAUUUGUAUGUUUUAACACUUUACCAUAACACAGAAUCAGAGUGAAAAACCUUUGACUUCACAUACCAUUGAGGUGAAUCACAUUAAAAUUAAGGUAGCUCAGAAAUAUGUUUAUUUCUUUAUAACCAGAGCAUGUACUGACAUGAAAUUUUCAGGAUGGACAUAAAAGAUAACAAGCUGUCGGACUGAGAAAAAAAAUCUUUUUACAUAACAAUGGUGGCCAUUUUGAAAAUAAUAAUAACAGCUCACCUAACUAUACCCCAAAAACUGCCUUCAGACCCAUCUAAACAGGACCCAAACACUCCAAAUAAGACACAUAAUACACCAGAAUGUUCAUUUGACCACCCAUCUUCAAUAAUAUCCAGAAAAAAGACUGAAAAGAUGCAUUAAGAAGUUGACGAGAGGCAUUGUAAAAAGGUACCAGAGUGACAGAAACGGAGGUCAUUUUAGAGCCACAGGGUGUGUCAGCAAAGAGCAUUUUUCUCAGUAAAGAGUACAUGAAAGUCAAUAAAAUUAUACACACAAUUAGACAAUUGAACACACUGUUACAUAACGCAAAGAACAUUUUUAUAUGUCAUGACCGUUGUGGCGAUUUUGAAUAACAAUUAGCUAUUUCUUUAGAAAAAUAACAAAAAGGUUAUUGUUACUCCCAAAACCUAAUGUUCAAACACUAUCCAUUCAACAUUAUUUGCGAAAGUGUUCAUUUGAACAUCUGUCUUCAGUAUACACCUCUAAGAAAUUAUGAAAAGACGCAUAAGUUGACAAGAGGCACUGUAAAAAAGAACAAAAAAUGACGAAAGCGGAGGUCAAUUUCAGAGCCCGAGAGUAUGUCACUAAAGAGCAUUUUUGUCAGUAAAUGAUAUAAAAUUCAUAAAAUUACCCACACAAUAAGAAAAUUGAACAUACUGCUCCUGUUCCUCUCUCCUGCAGACUCAAAAAAGAGAUGGUGAAGAAUGAAAAUUAUCCAUAUACAGGACCUGCCCACAGUCCAUGUAGUCCCUCAUGAGGGUCUCCACUAAAUAUCUGGUAAACGAUUUACCUUGGGGAACUGUGAAAUGGUUCUUGCUUGUGUAAACAACCAGAUCCAAACAGUAAUAGUUUGUAGAAUCACAGAAGUUGAAACUCUUGAAACCCCGCUUUGUAGGCUUAUCCGGCAUGUAUUGCCAAAAAUGACACCUACCCUUGAAGUGGGCCAUACUUUCAUCAAUACUGAGCUCCAUGUGGGGGUAGUAGCACGCUGAGAAUCUAGGGAUGAUGAGUUCCAGCAGUUUCCUGAUAUUCUGAAGAGGGUCGUUACCGUCUGUCCUUCGAGGAAUGUGUUGGCGAACGUCACUGGGACAAAAAAGGGAAAAAACAGAAACAAUAGGAUAAGUAGAGU
This is a messenger RNA of Aplysia californica (California sea hare), 3441 nucleotides long. RefSeq names its product F-box/LRR-repeat protein 15. The record is from RefSeq and is a predicted model, not a curated record. The transcript is spliced from 4 exons. Lineage: Eukaryota; Metazoa; Mollusca; Gastropoda; Aplysiida; Aplysiidae. The coding region runs from base 533 to 1612 and encodes 359 amino acids.